This is a messenger RNA of Carica papaya (papaya), 1823 nucleotides long. RefSeq names its product pfkB-like carbohydrate kinase family protein. Lineage: Eukaryota; Viridiplantae; Streptophyta; Magnoliopsida; Brassicales; Caricaceae. Gene Ontology annotation, biological process: metabolite repair. Gene Ontology annotation, molecular function: ATP-dependent NAD(P)H-hydrate dehydratase activity. The record is from RefSeq and is a predicted model, not a curated record.
UUCCAGUAUUUACAAUUAGCCUCCAACGACGUCGUUUAAAUUGUCCUGCUUUGGACGUGGGACCCACCUGCUUGCCCUUCGCCAAAGCCACACCCAGACACACACAUAUAUAUACAUAUAUUUAACAGUCUGAAUCUAUCGGGGUUCCAUUUCCAUCAAAACCCGCUCAGAAGUUUCCAAGACUGAGGUCAAUUGUCACUCUGUUCUCUUUUUGUUUCUUAAAGUUUGAGUUGAAGAAGCAAGAGAUAUUGCUUAUCUCAUGUUAAUUAACCGUUGCCGUAAUGGUGGGUUGAAUUUUGUGAAGAGCUGAAUGUUAUCACCCUCUUCCGUGCUGCGAAGACAGCACUUCUUGAUUAGGUCUCUCGGUGGUGGGUACAACAGACAAAGUCAUCUCCAUAAUAGAAUUCAGUCAAUGAAGUCUAUGAGCGAAGUCUCUUUGGAGGCAGAUGCCGAGAACAUCUUGAGAACUAUCACUCCCUCUCUUGACCCUAAGAGGCAUAAAGGCCAGGCAGGAAAGGUAGCUGUUAUUGGUGGAUGCCGUGAAUACACAGGUGCUCCAUAUUUUGCUGCAAUUUCAGCACUGAAAAUCGGUGCUGAUUUGUCCCAUGUGUUCUGUACCAAAGAUGCUGCUCCAGUUAUCAAAAGUUAUAGUCCAGAAUUAAUAGUGCACCCUCUUUUAGAAGAAUCAUAUACCAUUAGUGGUUUAAGUGAUCAGGAGAGAAGAUUCAUCUCACAAAAUGUUCUUGUGGAAGUUGAUAAGUGGAUGGAACGUUUUGAUUGCCUUGUUAUUGGUCCUGGACUGGGAAGGGAUCCAUUUCUUCUGGAAUGUGUUAGUAAAAUCAUGAAGCAUGCAAGAGAGUCAAAUGUUCCAGUUGUUGUAGAUGGGGAUGGGCUGUUUCUGGUAACAAACAAUCUUGAUCUUAUCAGUGGUUAUCCCUUUGCUGUUCUGACCCCAAAUGUGAAUGAAUACAAGCGCCUGGUCCAGAAAGUACUAAAUUGUGAAGUCAAUGAUCAAGAUGGUUGCAAGCAAUUACUUUCCCUUGCCAAACAGAUUGGAGUAACUAUCUUACGAAAAGGAAAAUCUGAUGUUAUUAGUGAUGGUGAGAUAGUUAAAACAGUGAGCAUAUAUGGUUCCCCUCGUCGGUGUGGUGGUCAAGGUGAUAUUCUUUCUGGAAGUGUUGCAGUAUUUCUGUCAUGGGCAUGGCAACAUGUCAAAGCUACGGGAGGAAAUAUGACUAGCAGUCCAACCAAUCCAACCAUGUUGGGUUGCAUUGCUGGUUCUGCUUUGCUGAGGAAAGCGGCGUCUCUUGCUUUUGAGAAUAAGAAAAGAUCAACCCUCACCAGUGAUAUCAUUGAGUGCUUAGGAAGAAGCUUGGAGGAUCUUUCCCCAGCUUGUUAAUCCUGUGGAUUCAAGAAUAGAGUUUAUAGCACAACAGCUUUCAAGAGACUACCAUCUUCAACCUCAGUCUCCUUGCUGUGCACGCAAGUAAACACUAGCAAUAAUUCUCAAGUUGACAAGUACUUCAGAAGAAUAAAGAAAUUUUGAUGGGUGAACUGUUCUAUGUUAUUUUCCCUUUCUCAGAGCUACUUCUCUUUCUUUUUCCUUUUAUUGGGGAGAGAAAAAGACAGACUUGAUGUGAAUUACUAUUCUCGUCGGGUUAAAAGGGCGUUAAAGGGCAGUAUGAUUAGAUUAUGCCAGGCAGUAAGGGUAAGAAGUAUACAUUAUAGUGUUUAAGAUUUUUGCCCGUCUGGAUCAGUUUUAGAAGGCAACUAACUCUAUAUAUAUAUAUAUGUGUGUGUGUGUGUGUGUGUAUUUAUGGUAA